AUGGAAAAUGAUAGAAGCCAGCUUGGUCAGAUUGACCCAAGAAGAGCCCGCUUUCCUUGUUGCAUAGUAUGGACUCCAAUACCAUUCAUCACGUGGUUGGUGCCCUUUAUCGGUCACAUUGGCAUCUGCAGAGAAGACGGUGUGAUUCUGGACUUCGCUGGUCCACAUUUUGUAUCAGUUGACAACUUUGCGUUUGGAGCUGUCGCACGCUACAUUCAAGUAAACUGCGAUGAGUGCUCUAAGCUUAUUGAACCUGAAGGAGAUGCCACGUGGGACGGCGCACUGAAGAAAGGCACACAAGAGUUCCAAAACAGAAACUACAACCUGUUCACCUGCAACUGUCACUCCUUUGUCGCAAACAAUCUGAACCGGCUGUUCUAUUCUGGCCACGACAAAUGGAAUGUGGUCAGCUUGGCUGCUGUGAUGUUCUUACGAGGCCACUGGGUGAGCACGGCGUCAGUGAUGAAGACCUUCUUGCCGUUUGCAGUUGUGCUUUCCAUCGGUACCCUCCUUGGCGGCACGACCUUCCUGAUCGGCCUCCUUGCUUUCGCCGCUGUGAUGACUGUCUGGUUCCUUGUGGGCACCUACUGCAUCAAAGGCCUCAUAGAGUUGUGA
Messenger RNA from Miscanthus lutarioriparius, 615 nucleotides. Lineage: Eukaryota; Viridiplantae; Streptophyta; Magnoliopsida; Poales; Poaceae. The record is from the annotation of a GenBank genome assembly.